UGUAAUGAGAUUAACCUUAAAAAUCUAAAUGGCCACACUUGACCUUUCAACUUGAAUCAUUCCUACAGUGAAUGGYUAAGCCGCUACGGUAUGAGACUUAAUAUUACAGGCCACCAUUCAUAUGGUAAAAACAAUGUGUGGGGAGGCUGAGGCACAGAAACUCACAUAAAUACAUUUGUCAGAUAACAGUGUGAAACUAAGAAUGUAAUGCUAUAGUUAGCGUUCAACAGGAAACUGAAUGAAUGACUCAACCCUCCUUAUGCUCUCCAAAUGGACGUUAGCUGUGAGGGCCGAGAUGCCAAUGCAUUGACUUUAGUUCGCUACUUGUCGGGGGAUGCUAUUCAUGAGGACAUAUUGUUCUGCCUCACGAUUACCGAGCGUGAAACGGUACGGGAUGUUCAGUAUGCUGCGUUGUUAUAUUGACGAAAAUAUUCAUGGGAUCGAAUGGUGGGCUUUUGCACAGAUGAGGCUCGAUCGAUCAUAGGACGGCAGGCAGGCCUCUGCGCUCUAGUUAUGCAUGUGUGUCCCUCUGCCAUAUGGACACAUUGUAUGACACACCCACUGAGCUAUAAUGGUUUCACCGAGAGCAACUGGCGGCAAAAGAGCUGAGCGCAGAACUCGGAGAUAUGCAGCAGGUAACUUCGACUGUAAACUACAUCGCAAAACUGUGGAGAGAUAUCGGAUCAGAGCAUGACUGUUCUAUUUCACUUGGCUUGGUGGUUAUCGAGAAUGAAAAUAAGAUGUGCCCUGUUCCAUAAAUUGAGACAGAGGUGCUUCCUGUUGUCCCUGGCCCUGCUGCUGCUGUGUCUGCUGAAGCUGUUCUAUGCUAAAGUAACUCUGAGGAACAGUUUCUACAUCGAGCCCUAUGGAAUCACAGACCGCUCCUCACAGAACCCCAAACACCAGUACAACAUCAACUGCACUGCCAUAUACCAACUGGACCCUGUGGAGGUAGGGAAGUCAUUGGAGAUCAGACGCAAAGUCAUUGUGGACUUGGAGGAUGACCGCCUCGUGUCUUUAACCUCAGACUGUGAGAGGUACAUCGAGACGAGAGGAUAUGACGUCAUCCCAGUGUCGGAAGAGGAGCGGGGGUUCCCUCUGGCGUACUCCUUGGUGGUGCAUAAGAACGCUGCCAUGGUCGAGAGGAUCUUCAGGGCCACCUACGCCCCUCACAACCUCUACUGCAUUCACUAUGACCAGAAGUCCUCUCAGAGCUUCAUAGCAGCCAUGAGGAACUUGGCUCACUGCUUCCCCAACCUCUUCCUAGCCUCCAAGCUGGAGUCAGUGCAGUACGCCCACAUCACACGGCUUAACGCCGACCUCAACUGCCUCAACGACCUGUUAGAAAGGUCAGAGGUCAAGUGGAAGUAUGUCAUCAACCUCUGUGGCCAGGACUUCCCCCUCAGGUCGAACGGUGAGCUGGUGUCGGAGCUGCAGGCGCUGAACGGAGCCAACAUGCUGGAGACCUCCCGUCCCAGCGAGCUGAAGAAACAGCGCUUCCGUUUCCAGCACCAGCUGAAGGAYGUGCCCUACGAGUACCGCCGCUUACCCGUCCGAACCACACAGGCCAAGGCGCCGCCGCCGCACGACAUUGAGAUGUUCAUCGGCAGCGCCUACUUCGUCUUGUCCCGUGACUUUGUCCAUUACGUCGAAACCAGCCGGGUGGCGAGGGACUUCCUGGAAUGGUCAGCUGACACUUACUCUCCGGAUGAACAYUUCUGGGCGACGUUGACGAGAAUCCCCGGUGUACCGGGAGAGAUCUCCCGGUCUGCCCCAGAUGUAACWGACUUGAAGAGUAAGACACGUCUGGUGAAAUGGAAUUAUCUGGAAGGGUCUCUGUACCCUCCCUGCACUGGGACUCACAUGAGGAGUGUCUGUAUAUAUGGGGCUGCAGAGCUGCGAUGGUUGCUAAACUAUGGCCACUGGUUCGCUAACAAGUUUGACCCCAAAGUUGACCCGGUGCUUAUCAAGUGCUUGGAGGAGAAAUUGGAUGAGAAACGUAGGCAAUGGGAAAACACGGUGCAGAAUUGAAAAGGAAAAACUACUGUAAAUGAAAUGGGAGAAUCAGUUCAUUUGUUGGUUUMUAUGGAAGAUUUACCCAGCCUGCARAUGAWGUACUUUGUUCCUCUAUCAACUAACUGCAAGKAAUAAGUCAAAUUCUGCAGUAGCAGGAUUUUCUUGUUUUACAAAAAAUAACUUUUUAUGUCUAUUGAAUACGAGUUCAAACUAGUUGAACCCCACUGAAAAUGAAGUGUUGGAAGUUCAAUUGAACUGUUCGAAUAAAAGGCGUCGCCCAACUGUUCUUUAAUGAUGUCCAAGAUGGGYGUUUCAGAGGAUAGCGAAACAAGACGAUCAAUGGCCAAGAUAUCUACACUGCUUGUUCUGUCACGGAUAUCGCAAAGAUCUUGUCACAUGUUGCAAUAACAGCUAAUGGAACGUCUCAUCUUGAUACCAGAUCCAAGGAGAAAUGCAUGUAGAUUCUCUAAGAUCUUGUCACGUAGGUAAAAUGUUAAACUCUUUACCAAACCAACAAUACCAAAGACACUCAACUGUAACAAAACGGCACAUCAAAGCUGGAUGUCAGGUUUUUAUACAUUUUCAUGGAAACACUUUUUUUUUGUAUUASUAUUAAGAAUUAGUAUUUUAGUAUUAAGAAUUAGUAUUUUAGUAUUUAUCAUCUAAAUUAUAGUAUAUAUUUGUAGAGAAAGGAGUUUGAUACAGCAGUAAUGCAACAAGGUUUAUAUCUCUAAGUAUAAAUUAUUUGUUUCUUAAUAAAUCUAUCUCUCUGAA
Salvelinus sp. IW2-2015 is the source of this 2790-nucleotide messenger RNA. Its product is annotated as beta-1,3-galactosyl-O-glycosyl-glycoprotein beta-1,6-N-acetylglucosaminyltransferase 4. Lineage: Eukaryota; Metazoa; Chordata; Actinopteri; Salmoniformes; Salmonidae. Gene Ontology annotation, cellular component: membrane. Gene Ontology annotation, molecular function: acetylglucosaminyltransferase activity. The record is from RefSeq and is a predicted model, not a curated record.